UUUUAGUCAAAUGGAAACGAAGGAAGCGAAAAAGAAAGUUGUUAAAAUCAAAAAAGUAAAAAAGUCUGGAAAGGAUGGGGAGAAGUUGAAAAGAAAGAAAUUGUUUGAAUGCAAAGUUGUCAAGUGCUGGUUCGUUACAAAUACCUCAAAUGCUUACACAACUGACCAACUACAGGUAAAACACAAAUCAGAUGGAGACUUGGUUUUGACUUUAAAAGAUUCUUCUGACGAUUCUGUCAAGUAUGCUCUUCCAACACGUAAUGAUGGAUUUAUGGUAGAACAAGGUGAAAGUCAACCCAAUAUUUGUGUUUGGAUUGGAACUGAGAAACAUUACCAGAAAAUUGGUUAUUUAUUGAUUUUUGAGACGGGAGAGAAGGCAUCUGAAUUUUACAAAUUUACUCAACAGCGCAAUACAUUUACAAAACCAAUUGAAGAAAAAAAUGAUGUGGGUGUGAUUAUUGAUGUUUAAAUUUUUGGAAAAUACUCGAGAAUUUUUUCAAUGGAAAUUUUGUCAAAUUUUUAUUUUUUAUAAAAAAAAUUUUUUUAACAAAAAUAUCUUUUGAAAGAGUUUAUCAGGAAACCCCCACCCCCCCCCCUCCAUUUUUUGGAUAAACUAUACUUUCCUGGGGGAUUUUAUUUUAGGAUAAACUAAUGAUUUUUGAAAAAUUUUGGCAUGACUCCUCCACAUAGUAACAUUAAAAAUGCGAUUUUUGAGACCAGAAUUUGCUAAACGGAUUAUGAAGCUCUAGAUAUAACUCCUCCUCGACAACCUCAGUUUUAUCUUAAGCUGUUGUUGUCCUUCAUAUUUUAAAUAUGCCCUCUUCGCACAUUAGAAUUACAUGUGAAUUUGGAUCCUCUACAUGGUUGAGUAUCGUUUUUUUCUGAAAAAAAAUUCUGAAAUUUUUUUUCUGAUUUUUUCUGAAUAAAAAAAUGAUUUUUUUUAAUCUAAAGAAUAACAAAAAAAAAUAAAUUGAGUAAUUUUUAAAAAAUAUUUUUUUCUUUCUAUUUAAUUUUAAAUUGCUUAAUUCUAGGCUGUUUUGCUUUAGCAUCACGCUUUUGUUCCAAUUUUUCAAGACGACGUUGCCUCUCCGGGUCUUCCUCUUCCAUAACUUUUUGUUUGCGCUCUCUUGUUUUCUCCUCUCUUCGAAUCUAAAUAUAAAUAAAAAUUAGACUAUAAUAAGUAGGGGGCGGAUUUUUAUUGAAAUAAAUUCGCCAAAUAUGGCCAUAAAAUAUUGAAAUAAAUUGGCUAAAUAUUGAUAAAAAUUGCAAAAAAUUAGUAAAAUAUUGAAAUAAAUUAUGGCUUAUUCGCUAGUAAAAAUCAAAAAAUGUUGCAUUUUAGAAAAAAAUUAUCCCGUCUUCAACGCAGACUUCGAUGAAUUUACUCUUGCGCAUUUUUAGAUAGGCCAAAUUAGGGGAUGGAACAUUUUUGAGAUUUUUUUCAGUUGAACAUUUUGUGGGGUUUGGUUCAGGGGGAAAAUUUCGCGAUUUUUGUUCAGAUAAAUAUUUUGUGUGAUUUUGUUCAGGGGCUAUUUUGGGGGCGCCCUCUUCAAUAUAGUCUGAGCGAUAGUUGUUUUGGCGAUUUUUUGGC
Meloidogyne enterolobii is the source of this 1588-nucleotide messenger RNA. NCBI's taxonomy places the organism in Eukaryota, Metazoa, Nematoda, Chromadorea, Rhabditida, Meloidogynidae. The record is from the annotation of a GenBank genome assembly.